AUGAAGUUCUCCACCCUCAUUGCUGCUGCCUUUGGCGCCGUCGCCGCUGCCGCGCCUGCUCCCGCGCCUGCUCCCGCUACCCUCGAGGAGCGCCGGUCCUUCGACUUUGGCCAGCUCAACAACCUCGUGUUCAGACAGUCCGACUUCAACUACCUUCUCAACAUCAACUCCCUGGAUCUUGGUCUCUUCCAGCAGCUCGGCCGCAACAACAACCUCGACCUCCUCCUCUUCCAGGACAUCUUCAACGUCAACAGCUUCAACCUCAACUCGCUCCUCCAGUUCCAGCAGCUCCAGACCCUUCUGGCUGUUGCUGGCACCGGUGUUCUCAACGGCUUUGACCUGGGCGGCCUGGGUCUCGGCAACCUCAACCUCGGCCUGGUCAACGGCAUCGGCGGCGUUGACCUGCGCCAAUUCGUCAGCUCGUCCUCGAUCCCCCAGAUUGAGAGCAUUGCUAGCGGGGUUUCCACCACCAUCAUUGGUUAA
This is a messenger RNA of Cordyceps militaris CM01, 483 nucleotides long. RefSeq lists its product as uncharacterized. Lineage: Eukaryota; Fungi; Ascomycota; Sordariomycetes; Hypocreales; Cordycipitaceae. The coding region runs from base 1 to 483 and encodes 160 amino acids. The record is from RefSeq and is a predicted model, not a curated record. The transcript has 2 exons.